CCCCAAGCUAAUCCGAUCAUUUCAUGGCGUGGAUAGCCGGCAUAUGGGGACCAUCGCUCUGGCAAAGUCGUGCGCCGACUUGUAAUCAUCGGGCAUAUGGAACGCCUUGACCUUGAAAGCUUGACGCCGAGGUCCAUCGAUGCGACGGAGCAGCGUGAGGACUUGGCGCGCGCAUCAACCGGCUUUAUAGUUAUAUGGCAGCGAAGAGCACAACUAUUGGUGGCAUCUGACUUAGCGCAGCUUUGAUAUGGACCGCACGGGGCAGUGCUUACACAGAGAUAACAGUGGGAAUGGAAGAAGGUUUGGUCAAGCAAACCUUGUAGUACGCAAGCUACUUAACCUAACGGCCACCCCCCGCGCUCCCCCUCCCCCAGCACCUGUAUACGGGGUUCCUCUCAUAGGUCAACAGGUCAUGCAGAACGUUCUUCUCUCCAUUGGCAGGUCGAGACGCAAGAAAGCACAACCACGCGCCACCGGCAUAUCCGAUCGCAUUCCUAUCGAAAUCUACGAGAAAGUCAUCGAACACAUGGACCGGUCUAUGCUGCCCAGUGCCGCAUUGAUUUCCCGAGCAUGGUAUCCUCGCGCCGCUUUCUGCCUCUAUUACACCGUCGUCAUCGCAUCACGCGCGAGCUACGACUUGCUGGUGAGGCAGCUACGCAUGUCGUCCCGUGUCCAGCGAUGGCUACAGUCCACACAUAUCGCAGUGAUCGAGGACAGUUUGCAACACCGGGGCGGUAUCCCCUUCCUGGACGCCUUCCCUCUGGUCUUCGGCCAUGUAUGUCUCGCCCUGCAGGUACUCGACAUCACUCACAUUCUGCGUCCGGAUAUGGAUCCGACUUUCCAUCGGGCGCUACGCCAGUUCAAGCACAUCGUGUCGUUACGCCUGCAUGAAGUCAAACUGAGCAACAUUGCCCAGUUGCGACAAAUUGUCUGCGCGUUUAUGUCUUUGGAGGAGCUGUUUUGGAAAACGUGCUAUUCGUCCAGCCACUACUACCGCACACCGCCGGUGCUAGGCUCCAAGAUGACCUUUCACGUUUCCGGGAUUCCUGCAACAUUCGGCUCAAGCGACUCCGAGUCAAAGUGUACUCCGAGCAAUACGUACAGACGUUCGGAUGCAUGACCGAUUGGCUUGUAUGCUCGGGGAUCUGCAGCUCUCUGGUCGAACUGGUGGCUCUGGUGUCGAUCCGCCGCAGCCGGAAUAUGGACCAUGCCGCUAAGCACAGUUUAAUCGGCUCCUCGAGAUCUCGGGGCAGUCUCUGACCUCUUUCCAUUGCCAAUGCUUUCUGCAACUCCAUGAUUAUUCUCCU
Molecule: messenger RNA, 1307 nt
Organism: Fomitopsis serialis
Lineage: Eukaryota; Fungi; Basidiomycota; Agaricomycetes; Polyporales; Fomitopsidaceae
Exons: 3
Coding region: 248-1120 (290 amino acids)
Source: RefSeq, a predicted model, not a curated record